AUGGAGGCAUACCGAGAUCGUGCCCGUCAGCUGGCCGGCAGAUCCCUAGUGGUUGGGCUGUCUGCCUUGUCAUCCGCUGGAUCGAAGGUGGCCCGAGCCGCGGUCGCGGGUGUCGGUGCUCUCACCGCGACCGACCGCGAGAAGGUCACUGCCGUAAGGUUUGCCAGCCUGGAAGGCCAGGGCGGGUCGCCCGUGCUCCUGGUGGCCUACGAGACUGGUUUCCAAGUUUGGAGCCUGGAAAACUCCUCCGAGCCCCUGGAGCUCGUGUCUCGGCGUGACGGACCCGUCAGGCUGUUGGACAUGCUGGCUCCCCCCGCCGCCCCGGCAAUGGCGGUGGCAUCGGUGGUGCCCGACAGCCCUCUGGCGGGCAUGCACCCAGUCCUGGUGCUGGCCCCGGGGUCCACGCCCGCCCACCCCGACCCCCCGCCCGCACUCCGCUUCUACUCGCUGCGAUCCCACGCCACGGUGCACAGCCUGGCGCUGUCGGCGCCGGCGUUGGCGCUGGCCGCCUCGCGCCGCCUGCUCCUGAUUUCCUUCCCGGGCCAGCUGGCCGCCUUUGACGCCGUGACCCUGGAGCAGAAGUUCACCUGCCUGGCCUACAGCCCGCCCUCAUUGCCCCACCCCUCCGUGAACUCAAAUGGCCAUGAGGCCGCCACCCCCCUCCCCGCCGCGGUGCCCUUCGCCCUGGGCCCGGCAUGGCUGGCAUACCCCUCGCCCCAGCUCGCCGCAUGGCGCGGCGGGCAGGGCCACGCGGCGUCGGCAGGGGCCGGCAUCGGCGCAGGGCCCGGACCCGGGUCCGGCGCCGAGGGACCCGUCGCCGUCGCCGACGCCCUCGUGCCUGGGACGGUGGUGGUGAGGGAGGUGGGCGGCCUCCGCGUGGUCGCGCACUUCCGGGCGCACACCUCGGCGCUGGCCGCGCUGGCCUUCGACCCCUCCGGCAUGCUCCUGGCCACGGCCUCGACCGCGGGGCGCAGCGUGCGUGUGUGGCGGGUGGUCACGCCCACCGGCCGCGCGGCAGGGGCCGCUCCGGAUGCCACAGCGCGACCCUCGCCGGUGCAGUGCCUGGCGUGCCUGGUGCGGGGCCUGACCCCGGCCUCCAUCCAGGGCCUGGCCUUCUCGCCCGACACGCGGAGCGACGGCGAGGCGCCGGGCGGGGCCUCGCCCGCCGCACCCACCAGCGUCCCCGCCCUGCGCGAGGCGGAGCGCUGGGACCUGGGCCGGCGCUACGGCUGGCUGGAGCGCGAGGGGGAGGUGGCUGGCUCGCCCGGGGAGGACAGCGACGCGGCGGUCGACGGUGAGCGUCAUGCAGACGCAGCCGGGGUCCAGGAGGACGGCGCCGCGUCGCCGCGCGAGCGCCAGCGCUGGCUGGCGCAGGUGGAGCCGGUGUGGGGGUACUGGCCGGAGCCGGAGCUGGCGCUGCGCGCCGCGGUGCGCCUCUGCCCGCAGGGCUCUGCGGCCUGA
Auxenochlorella protothecoides is the source of this 1461-nucleotide messenger RNA. Its product is annotated as Breast carcinoma-amplified sequence 3. Gene Ontology annotation, molecular function: protein binding. The transcript is spliced from 4 exons. Lineage: Eukaryota; Viridiplantae; Chlorophyta; Trebouxiophyceae; Chlorellales; Chlorellaceae. Gene Ontology annotation, biological process: response to starvation; autophagy. Gene Ontology annotation, cellular component: cytoplasm. Bases 1 to 1461 code for a protein of 486 amino acids. The record is from RefSeq and is a predicted model, not a curated record.